ACGUUGAAAUGACAUGGAAGUAUAGAACGGUAGAUCCCUUCUCUCUCAUCUCUUACUUUCUCUCUCUUAAUUUGAUUUGCUUCGUUCCCAAAUUCUCAAACCCAAUCUCUAUAUUCUUCUUCUUCUUCUUCGAUCAUAGGGUUUGCUAUUAUAAAGACUGGGUAGAAGCGUAAGUUGGAGUUCAAGGGACCGAGGGAACAAGGAGAGAAGUUGUUUAAGGUAUUUACAUAUUUUGAUUGUACUGCCUGCAGAACUUUAUAACUCACAAGUCACAGCUGUGUUCGUCAACAAAUAUUGUUGCACCCUUUAGAGAUCUAUAAAAAUAACUGUCACAAAUGAUUUAGCACCCUUUAGAAAUUCACCUCAAGAAUUAUAAAACUCACAAGUCACAGUUGUGUUUUCCAACAAAUAUUUUUCAGUGGUCACCUUACUCUGGACAAUUUAUUCAUGCAUAAAUCUCAUCAACAAGUUUAGUAUUCGAUACUUUUGUCUUUGUUAUGCUAGGAGAAUACAUAUCAAUAUAUGCUUCUUUUUAAAAAUAUUUUGAUCAAACCUUUUCGCCUUUCUUCCCCUUUUUUUCCUUCCCAUAUGCCAACUCCAAUGUGGAAAGGCACACAAGGAACCCAUAGGUGCUACUAAGUCAUCCUGUAACAUGUUAUGGUGUUAUCCGUAUGACAAGGAGAAAAUGGUAACACUGAAAGUAGUCGUAUCUUUCUCAUCCAUAAUAUGAUAUAUACUUUCAUCACAAAUAAUUCAAAAAGGGCUCUAAAUUUUGGUUUCAUUCACCUGUCAUAAAUUAUGGUACAGUUCAAUUGUCAUCAGGUGAGUCACAUUUUGGCAUUAAGGGAUAAUUUUGUCUAUGAUUUUGAUAUUGUAAGCUUAGUCAUCCUCUAUCCGCUUGUUAGUCGUGUUGCUAGAUCUGUAGUUUAUUGGUGACAAUUGUAACAAUUUAUAGAAAUGUAUUUUCAUGGCAGAAUUAUCUUUGAGUUGAUUCUCACUAGCACAACAUUCCUUUUUCUCCAGAAACAAUAUGGAAAAUUAAAUGGAAUUAUUUUACCAUCAGGAAUGCACACUAGCUUUAAUAACACUCAUAGAAUAAACAGCUAUAAACAGCACCUUUGCAAAUGCUUCUUCUAUUCCUCUUUCCCUUCUGCUUAUAAUACUUCAAUUAACUAAGGUUGUAUAUUGAAAACUGAUGCUUUUAGGUACCCUACAAAAUUUUGGUUCAUUCGGACUGAGGUCUGAAUUUUGAUGGUGGAUGCAAUUCUGUGCACUAGAAACAGUCAACUGUUGCUUCAUAAGGUGACAUUCUAGUAUUGGAGAGCCAGAAUCCAUUAUGAGUUUUUAUUGUUGAUUUGUAUCUACGCACUGGCAACCCUUGGGACUCACAGAUGGCUUUUAAUAAUGAAGAAGAGAAUACUGAGGAUUACCUGUUUAAAAUUGUUUUAAUCGGUGAUUCAGCUGUUGGGAAAUCAAAUUUACUUGCUAGAUUUGCUAGGGAUGAAUUUUAUCCUAAUUCAAAGUCAACUAUAGGAGUAGAGUUCCAAACUCAAAAAAUGGAAAUUAACGGAAAGGAAGUUAAAGCGCAGAUAUGGGAUACGGCUGGGCAAGAGAGGUUCAGAGCUGUUACGUCUGCAUAUUAUAGAGGUGCAGUGGGAGCACUUCUGGUAUAUGACGUUAGCAGGCGCCAAACGUUUGAUAGCAUUGGUCGAUGGCUUAAUGAACUGCACACUCACUCUGAUAUGAACGUUGUCACAAUACUUGUCGGGAACAAAUCAGAUCUUAAGGAUGCAAGGGAGGUACCUAUGACGGAAGGCAAGGCCUUAGCUGAGGCACAAGGUUUGUUCUUUAUGGAGACAUCAGCACUAGAUUCAUCAAAUGUAUCUGCUGCUUUCCAAACAGUUGUAAAAGAAAUCUACAACAUAUUAAGCCGGAAGGUUAUGAUGUCUCAAGAGCUCAACAAACAGGAUGCUUCCUCCAUUGAAAAUGGAAAGACUGUUGUUCUAACAGAAGGAGGGGAGGAUCAACAAGCAGCAGCAGCAGCAGCAGCAGAUGGGGAGCCAAAAAAGGGUUGUUGUUAGUAUUAGGUUUGAUAUUAUAGUGACUCCAAAACUCUGUUCUUAGUUAUUAUUAUUCAACCAAACCUGAAAAUGCAACUAGGUUAUUCAGGAUUGAUCUUAAUGUUUGCUGAAAGGAAUUUUGGAGUAGAAUUUGUCAAUGCAUUGCAAGCACAAUCAAUUGGUUUCAAAACAAAAA
Molecule: messenger RNA, 2256 nt
Organism: Trifolium pratense (red clover)
Lineage: Eukaryota; Viridiplantae; Streptophyta; Magnoliopsida; Fabales; Fabaceae
Product: ras-related protein RABA5a
Exons: 4
Coding region: 1392-2081 (229 amino acids)
Cellular component (GO): endosome
Molecular function (GO): GTPase activity; GTP binding
Source: RefSeq, a predicted model, not a curated record